UUAGCGCAGUGUUUGGUUUGUGUGCGGUAGUCCGCACUGUCAGACGGACACUACUAGCCAGAAGCAGCAGCCAGGAGACACCCAUUGAAUUAAAGACAGCGUAGGUGGAUCUUGUGGUCAACUUUCUUAAUCUGCACAUGCAGUCCAUGAUCUAGUCACGUAGCCUGACGGCUGCACCGUAACAAUGCCUGAGUCUUCCCAGGUCAAGGGCAUUGGCUGCAGCUCUGCUGAAUGUAGAACACCCCCCACGAGGCCAUUCACCCAAUCACCAUUACACAGAAAUUCCUACAUGCUCGGUGCCUUCUGCACAGAGCACAACGUUCAAGAAUGUCUGUCACACAUCAAUCAGGAGGUGUCAUCACUGGGCCUCUCCUCACUCUGGACAGAGUUAGGUGGAGGCUCACAACUGAAUAUUGUGGCUGUGCUAAACUGCAUGCACGACCUGAUUCAGUUACACCACCGGGGCCUCAAAACGCUGGAAAACAUGGAAGUGGAGCAGCUCAAAGCCAGCAGCAGAUUGGACUAUCUGCAGCUUACGACCACUCAUCUAAAAGAGCAGCUUGAACUUUCCAAAAGAGAAAACACAGGUCUUCUGGAAAGAGAAAGACAGCUCCAGCUGAAAACUAAGAGUUUACAGAACUGCCUGAAAAAUGAAAAAGAAGAGGUUCAAAAACUUCAGAACAUCAUUGCAAGCCGUGCCAGUCAAUACAACCAUGACAUGAAAAGGAAGGAAAGAGAAUUUACCAAACUAAAGGAGAGAUUGAAUCAACUUCUGGCUGACAAAAAGGAGAGAAAACAAGCCAUUGAUGUGCUAAACAGCAUUGGUAGAGCUGACGGAAAAAGAAGCCUUUGGAAAACAGAAAAGACUGAAGCAAAGCACGAGGGGGAGAUGUAUAAGACGCUGCUGAGCAGCUAUGACACCAGACAGCAGGAACUAAUGCUGGAAAACGCUGAGUUGAGGAAAGUGUUGCAGCAAAUGAAAAUAGACAUGGUGUCUAUACUGAGUUCGAGGAAAACCCCUCUAAAAAGCAACAAAAGUGAACAUAAUGGUGCCCAGGCUGCGUCCGAAGAGGAAGAGGAAGAGGUGUUUGACCCCAGUAAGGAAAACAUAGAACUGUACUGUACGAAUGCCCGGGAAAAACUGACCAACAGUAUUCGCCUGCAAUGGAGGAGACUGAAAAGCCACGUCGAGAGACUAGACAGUCAAGUAUCCUUGGCUCAAAUGGACGAGAGUUAUAAAAAUGACUCAGUUCCACGAGAGACUCAUGAGGACGAGAUGAACAGACUAAAGCUGGAGGUGCAACAGUGCAGGGAUUUCAUCCAAACACAGCAGCAGCUCCUACAGCAGCAGCUGAGCUCCCCGUGUGAUGAGGAGCCGGCCUCCCUGCUGACCGAUGGCCACAUGCUGCAGGAGAAGGAGCGCCUCCGGGAGGAGUGGAAAACCCUGGAGGAGCAGAGAAAAAUCUUUGAGAGGGAGAGAGGGAACUUCACCGAAGCCGCAAUUCGACUGAGCCAUGAGAGGCAAGCCUUUGAAGAAGAUCGCGCCACAUGGAUAAAACACCAGUUUUUAAGCUUGAGUCCAUUUGGAGAGUCAAAGAAACCGCUGCUUUCUAAAUCUACAAGUGCCUUUUUGAUAACAGAAAUGGAUGAGAGAGCACAGCUGGCUCGAGAAAAGCUCAUCGAAUGCCACGCUGACUCGGCCUCCUCCACACCCAGAUGUGCUCCGCUCACAUCACCUUCCACAGCUGAGCUGUAUCGCAUGUUUUGCCUUAUCCCAGAAAACGGCUCAAAGAAACCAAAGAAAAAGCCUGAGGAUGUCGAGGAACCAGGCUCCCUCUGCGGCCGUGGUGCCGCCCAGCGCAAGCGGUGGAACGACGGCGAAGACCUCAGCAUGUUCUCACUCACACUAGAGGAGAACAGCUCUUAACAGUCUAAAUCAAUUUUGUCUUCAAAUAAGAAGAAAACGAUCACAGUCUAAAUCACUUUUGUUGUCAAAUAAAAAAAAAUCGUUGUCAGGUUUAGAUCCAAUAGAUGAAUGCCAACCUCUUUGGAUUGGAAAAUGGUAAACAGUGGGAGCCAAUCAUUCUCCACUUAGUUGCUUUUGUUUUUUAUUCAAUGUGACUGGAAAAAUAUUCAGUCUAAUUGUGACUUUUUGAUUUACUCAUAGAAUGCGUUGUGAAUGUAUUUAUUUAUUUAUAUGAUGUAUUCCUAAUUUAAAUAGCUAUACUUUAUCUCACGUGUAGCAGUUGAUUUCUGUAGGAUGAAACUUUAGUGUCAGUGCAGAUGUCCUGCUGACAAGAGGUUUUUUUAGUUGAUGUUGCUGCUAACGUUGUUUCAACAUGUCAAAGCUUGUCAGGUUACUAACCAUCAUGUUGAACUUGUCAGCAUUUUAAAAUCGAUUAAUAGUGCUGUUUCUCAUAAAAGAGGCCGCCACAAAAAAAUGAAAGGAUGUGAGUCUGUUCAGUUUUUGUUUAAGAAAAAGAAGCUAAAAUCUGACUUGCUGCAUUCAAUACCACAAUUGUAUUAGUGAUGUAUGACAAACAGAUAUAAAAUUUUACAAAGUAUUUAUAGUUUAGACGAUAGGUUAGACCACUUCUAAACUUUCAAGUAAUUUGCUAAUACACUGUGGAAUAGUCUGAUUUUUUUUUUUUUAAAUGAGUGGCUUUAUGUUAACAGGACCAGUAAGUGUCAAUCACUGUAACUCUUGAAUGUGAAAUUUCAUUCUACAGUGACACUUAUUUCUAGAUAUAUACAUCUGUAAACUCAAAAGUUUACAAUUUGCCCACAAAGUCCCUUUUAAGUGUGUGGGUUAAGGUUUGAAGCAGCUGUUCAGAACACAUUAUCCUUUAUCAGUGUCAUGGGAGGCGCGAUACAUGAGGGAAACUCUACUGUUAGUAUCACUGACAGUAGGCUGCUUACUGGUGUGGUAGUUAGCCCUAUAAUGAGACAGCAAAAAUGUUUUUGGUUUGAAUCAAGGUAUGGUCGCCCUCAUGGGACCAUUUUUUUGCAUUGUCUUUUUUUUUAAAACCAUGAACCAGCCCUGUAAUGGACCAAUGGCUGCUGUGUUCUUAAAUAGUUUUUUCCAGUUGUGUGCUGAAUAUGUUGGAAAAUACAAUUAAAUGUGUGUCCUCAAAGGGUUCAAAUACAUAACUGGGUACUGAUUGCAAAUUGAAUGUAAAACUACAUCAAUGUGAGAAAAUGGAAGCUGAAAUAAAUCAUUCUCUUCACUAUCAGUCUAAAGAAGAGCGAUUAAAUAUUUACUGAGAUAUCAAAAAGA
Messenger RNA from Menidia menidia (Atlantic silverside), 3277 nucleotides. The record is from the annotation of a GenBank genome assembly. NCBI's taxonomy places the organism in Eukaryota, Metazoa, Chordata, Actinopteri, Atheriniformes, Atherinopsidae.